UUUAAGCGUCCAAUGCCUGAAGAACAUGGUGAAGGUAAUGCCAGGAUUUUAAAUUUGCUGGGCGAAGUUCCAGAUGAACCUUGGACACCGCAAUAAUAAUUUUGAAAAUGAAUAUGCAAUUUUGAUGUUUGGAGUUUUGCGAAGUUUGAAUAUAUGUUUGAAUUGUACUAUGAUUUAAUUGUAAACAUUGAAUUUUUGUGUUGUGUUGUUUUUUAUUUGAUAGUUGUUUGGAAUCUUUGUUAUGUUGUUUAAAUAUUUAGGAUGGUUUAUUUUUUGGUUGUUUUGGUUUACAAUUUGUUUGGCUUUUACAUUAGUUGAAUUUCUGGAAUAUAUGUCUUUGGAUGUUUGGAUUAUAAGAUUUUUGGAUGUUUUGAUUAUCAGUUUUAGGGUUUUUUUGAAGAAAUUUGAAAUGUUUGGAUUAAUGUAUGUAGUUAAAUUCAUAAUAAAAUUUAAAAUUUUUGUUCAGAAGUAAAGACGAUUUAUUUUGCUAUAUUUUGGAUGCUGAAGUAUUUUUGAAUUGAAUUUUAUGUAGUUUUAUGUGGAUUUAAGAAAAAUAUUGAGAUUUGUUUGGAUAAAUGUAUGAAUCUUAAAUUACUAAAUAAUAUUAUACUUUUAGUUAAGGGCUAAACGCGUUUUGUUAGAAAUAUUUUGGUUGUUGAGUUAUUUAUUUUGGCUUGGAUUUUGAUUUGUUGUAAUGUUUUGGAUGUUUGGAUUUUUAGUUCUUUGGAUUGUGGGGAAAUAUAAAGGAAAUUGCUUGG
Molecule: messenger RNA, 758 nt
Organism: Meloidogyne enterolobii
Lineage: Eukaryota; Metazoa; Nematoda; Chromadorea; Rhabditida; Meloidogynidae
Source: the annotation of a GenBank genome assembly